Glarea lozoyensis ATCC 20868 is the source of this 777-nucleotide messenger RNA. RefSeq lists its product as uncharacterized. The record is from RefSeq and is a predicted model, not a curated record. The transcript has 3 exons. Lineage: Eukaryota; Fungi; Ascomycota; Leotiomycetes; Helotiales; Helotiaceae. The coding region runs from base 1 to 777 and encodes 258 amino acids.
AUGUCGAUUCUCGUUCCCCUUUACAUUUAUCCACACUUGGGUCAAUGGGAUCCUCUCUAUUGGGCAGCUUGGUCACACCCAAAAGUCAAUUUCACAGUCAUUGUCAACCCUUGUUCUGGUCCUUGCGGACAAAACCUCUCAUCAACAUACAUCAACGAAAUUCCAAAGCUGAAGCAGUACAAGAAUAUUCAGACACUGGGAUACGUUGCAACAAACUAUACCAACAAGGGACUUGAUAAUGUUUUGGAAGAAAUUGGCUUGUAUGCCAAUUGGUCAUCCAAUUGGAAUGAUAGCAGAAUCUCGGUCGAUGGAAUAUUCUUUGACGAAACACCGGGACUUUAUGAUUGGCGAAAAUUCGCAUAUCUGGAAACCGCUCAGAAGGCUGUGAAGAGUCUGCCUGGGUUAGGCCAACAAAUUGUUGUCCAUAAUCCUGGAACCCUCCCCGAUCGAGUAUGGAAUUACAUGAAUCUAUCCGACGUUACGGUCAUAUUCGAGCAAUCUUUUAUGAAAUGGCUCGAUCAACCAAACUUCAAUCUACUCAAAGCAUUCCAGAAUGACUCGAGUCAUCCCAAGUCCGCAAUGGCAGUCAUGUUACAUUCGCUACCAAGUCUUACGGAUAAUCUUCUGACCUGCGUGAUAAAGGAAUUGGAAAACAUGGCAGGCUAUUUCUUUCUGACGAGCGUGGGAGACCAGGAUCAGUAUUGGCAUAGCUUCUCGAACCUAUUUAGUCCACUAGCGACAGCAGUCGAUAGGAUCAAUGAACAAAAGCUACUGUAA